ACGAAUUCCAACAGAACACUGCCGAAACACCUGACUUCCCUCCCCGUUCAACACGUUCAAGGUUCAUAACUUCACGAUGGCAUCAGAGGCAGUGGCGGCGGAGCUCGCCAAAGCACGGUCGGCCUCCGAUAAGGCCCCGAUUUACGAAUCCAUCAUUUCAAACACCAAAAAUCUCUCCAGCUCCUCCGCCAUCAGUGCCGACCUUAAAAUCAUUCUAACCUCCCUCUUCGAUGACUCGCUGGGCAUAGUGGCCACCCGCGGGCUCCUCCACUCCUUCGUCGAAACAUUGCGGGCCCUGGACGACCACGAGAGUUGGAAAGAUGUCGGCCUCCACGCCCUCUCCCUCCUGGCAUCCCAGCAGUCCACCUCCUUCCUGGAGCAGGCCGCCCAGUUCCGAGACCUCGUAGCGACCGCGUACGAAGCCGAAGAAGACUUUCUGGCCGCCGCGCAGUGCCUCGCCGAAAUCCCCCUCGACUCGUCCCAACGCAAAGUCACCGACACCGACCGCGCCCGCGUCUGGGUGCGCAUCGCCCGCAACUACCUCGAGGAGGACGACACCACCGCGGCCGAGACGUACGUCAACAAGCUCAAGAACAUCAUGCACGUCGUGUCCGACCGCGAGCGGCCCGCCGACGCCCGCGACCUCGACCUCCACUUCCGCCUCAGCCAGGCCCGCAUCCUCGACUCCAAGCGCGACUUCCUCGCCGCCGCCGCCCGCUACCUCGACAUCAGCCUCAUCCCGGCCAUCGCCGAGGAGGAGCGCCUCCAUACCUUGGCCAUGGCCGUCAAAUGCGCCAUCCUCGCCCCCGCCGGCCCCCUGCGCAGCCGGACCCUGGGCCGCCUCUGCAAGGACGAACGCUCCGCCGGGCUGGCCGAGUACGGCAUCCUCGAGAACAUCUACCUGGACCGACUCCUCUCCCAGGACGAGGUCGACAAGUUCGCCCAGGGCUUGCAGCCGCACCAGCUCGCCACUACUGCUGACGGGUCGACGGUCCUGGCCCGCGCCGUCGUCGAGCACAACCUCCUCGGCGCGUCUCGGCUCUAUGCCAACAUCGGGGUCGACGCCCUGGGCGCCCUGCUCGGGCUGGACCCGGACAAGGCGGAGGAGACGACGGCGCGCAUGAUCGAGCAGGGCCGCCUCGUGGGCCGGAUUGACCAGAUCGAGCGCAUCAUCUGGUUCGAGAGGGGAGAGGCUUCUGGCGAGAAGGGCAGCGGGCGGGCCGAAAUGGUGGUGGGCAAGGAGAUGCGCCAGUGGGAUGUCAACAUCCAGAGCGUGGCCGAGGAGGUGGAGAAUGCGACCAACGCUCUGCAGAAGGAGUUUCCGACUUUCGUGGCGAACAACCUCCAUGUGUAAGAGGAAGCAGAAGAAACAGAAGAAACAAAAGAAGAAACGGUCACAGUCAUGACAUUCACGAGACGAACAUGCAUCUGGCGUUAGAACGGAACUGGGUUUGGGACAGUCUCAAUCAGGGUCUUAAGCUGAACGAAAAGCAAAGCAAAAGCAUAGCAUAUUUACAGAGCGGCAGAUAAACGAGAACCCGAAUGGUGUAGGCGGCGU
This is a messenger RNA of Sodiomyces alkalinus F11, 1558 nucleotides long. Its product is annotated as COP9 signalosome complex subunit 4. NCBI's taxonomy places the organism in Eukaryota, Fungi, Ascomycota, Sordariomycetes, Glomerellales, Plectosphaerellaceae. The coding region runs from base 77 to 1354 and encodes 425 amino acids. The transcript has 2 exons. Gene Ontology annotation, cellular component: cytosol; COP9 signalosome. The record is from RefSeq and is a predicted model, not a curated record.